AUGGAGUUAAACUUCCGUUUCGAAGACUUUAUUGUAGAAUCACCUAUUGGACAGGGUGCAUUCGGCCAGAUUUAUAAAGCGAUCGAGAUUAAAUCAGGAAAAACCUUUGCAUUAAAAGCGUUGAAUAGACGUUUUCUAAUCAAAAUGAAAAAACAGAGUUUAGCCACACAAGAAAAAGAUGCUCUGACUAAAGCAGCUAGCCCUUUUGUUGUUAAACUCUACGGCACCUUCAAAGAUGCGUCCAACUUAUAUUUCGUUUUAGAUUACGCAGAACAUGGUGAUUUAGCUGAAGCUGUUAAUGACCUUGGAAGUUUGAAUACUAAAGCAACGACAUAUGUUUGCGCCCAACUUCUUGAAGCAAUUUCAACACUCCACGCCAAAAACAUCAUUCAUCGUGAUAUUAAAAUCGAGAAUAUUCUUCUUAACUACAAAAACUAUAUUAUGCUUACUGAUUUUGGAACUGCAAUGAUGACUGACAACGACGAUUCCGGCUUUCGCCCUUCAUCUGUUGUAGGUACGCCUGACUUCGUUGCCCCUGAAUUAUUGAACGACGGACAUAUCUGCUACGGCUCAGAUAUGUGGGCUUUUGGGUGCGUUAUUUUCAAUCUUUUGACCGGUAAAGCGCCGUUCGAAGGAAACUCCACCCCAGAACUUAUGUCUAAUAUUGUAGCUCGCAAAAUCUGCUCAGAUAUUGAAAAACUUCCAAAGGCCUCCCAAAAUAUUAUUACUUCCCUCCUCGAAAUUGACCCGAAGAAGAGACUUGGAUACAAUGAAAAUAGCAAGGGAUAUCCAUCAAUCAGAAACCAUCCUUUCUUCAAGAAUAUUCCAUGGGAUAAGCUUGAAACUACAGAAAUGCCACUCUUUGGCCCAUUCAAGCCUGAAACAGCUACCUCAUUUGCAGAAGAUAUGCUUGCACCUGGAGAAACAAUUAUGCUUGAAGGAGUUGUUGAAAGAAAACGUGGUUUGAUGUGGAAAGGAAGGUUAUUAAUCAUAACUAAUCAAAAGAAACUUUUAAUAUUCAAUAUAGAAAACAAAACUCUUAAAUCUACGAUUCAGAUCAACGCAAAAGUUAAAGUACAAGUUGCAAAAGAUGGAAAAGAAUGGACGCUUAAUUACGGUGAUAAAUCGCAAUUAUUCAGAUGCAAGAACGGAGAUGCUGGCCUUUGGGCAUCAACUAUUAUCAAAUCGUUGACUACAAGAUAA
Messenger RNA from Trichomonas vaginalis G3, 1203 nucleotides. RefSeq names its product 3-phosphoinositide-dependent protein kinase protein. The transcript has a single exon. The record is from RefSeq and is a predicted model, not a curated record. Gene Ontology annotation, biological process: peptidyl-serine phosphorylation; intracellular signal transduction. Gene Ontology annotation, molecular function: ATP binding; protein serine/threonine kinase activity. Lineage: Eukaryota; Parabasalia; Trichomonadida; Trichomonadidae. The coding region runs from base 1 to 1203 and encodes 400 amino acids.